Lethenteron reissneri (Far Eastern brook lamprey) is the source of this 830-nucleotide messenger RNA. RefSeq names its product microtubule-associated proteins 1A/1B light chain 3C-like. Lineage: Eukaryota; Metazoa; Chordata; Hyperoartia; Petromyzontiformes; Petromyzontidae. Gene Ontology annotation, biological process: autophagy. The record is from RefSeq and is a predicted model, not a curated record.
GCCCCGAGUACGAUGAUAGCACCGACGAGGAAGCAGCCUAAGCCUUGGAUCAGAGGCGCGUCCACACCUUCCCCUCGAACGCAAGCGGCAGCAACGACGGCGUCGACCACGGAGUGUCUGAAGCGGGCGAGGCUCGCGGGGGCAUGCCGCCUGUGCGCCAUGACCACCUCGGUGGAGGCCAGCCAGGGCCACAAGCCGUUCAAACAGCGCAAGAGUCUCGCUACCCGGAAAGAAGAGGUGGCAGGGAUUCGAGCGAAGUUCCCCACUAAAGUCCCGGUGAUUGUGGAGCGCUACUCACGGGAGAAAACUCUUCCUCCUCUCGACAAAACCAAGUUCCUGGUACCUCGAGAAGUCACCAUGAGCCAGUUCGUCAGCAUCAUCAGGAACCGCCUGCUCCUGCGCUCCACGCACGCCUUCUACCUCAUGGUGAACGGCCGCGUCGUCCCCUCCAUGGCCGCCACCAUGGCUGACAUCUACGUGGAGCACAAGGACGAGGAUGGAUUCCUCUACAUGACCUACGCCUCCCAGGAGAUGUUCGGCUGAGACGACGACGAUGGUGAUGGUGACGACGAGGAGAACCGGUCUAUUACGGGUCCCUAAUUCUUAUAUUCCUGUGACACUGAAACCUCUUUUUUUAACCGAUGAGGUGUGGUUGUUGUGGCGGUGGUGGUUGCUGCCAAGCGUGGAAUGUGUGGUGGUGGUCUGAGAUCGCCUAUCUCUGUCGUUAUUUUGUUGUUGUGGGGGAUGUGGUUGUUUUUAGCGAGGUUGUGGACCGCGUGCGAGAGUGACCAUUUUGGCGGUAGGGGGGGGUGCCUUCUUGGUGUCAAAUA